UCACUCCUCAUACAUAGGCUCCCUGUGUGUACGCCGCUCCUGUAGAAGCAGGAGGAUGAACUGAUGGCUCGUAUUUCUUUUGACUUUCACGUUAUGUUGUUUUGUGUCGCUACUGUUGCGGUUAGUUUCCCGCCCCCUGGCCUGUCGCCAUCCCGCUGAAUGUCUGUGAGAGCGGACUGACUGCAGGUGAAUGUCCGGAGUGUGAGAGCAGUUCUCUGGAUUGAUGCUGGCGGAGAACACGCUUUGAAAAAACCUCCAUCACCGCACGACUGAGUGUACACUGAAAGAGAUGAAGAACAUGGUGAGGUGACAAAGCUGGGAUCAAUAGAGGAGAGUGCAGAGGAAGGAAGGUGACAAUGAAGCAAGGAAGCUCCACACCAUGGAAAAUCAUCAAAAGGGUGAAAAAAACCAAUAUGUUUUUUAUGUUUUUACAGCAUUGCAUUGCAUGUUGUCCCCGACUUUUUUGUCUUUCAACCCGUUAAAACAAAGCCAUAUCUACUUAUGAACAUUUUAAUUAAAAAGGUACUCAAAAAUGAUAUUUUUAGACACAUGGGGAGGGGCAAUUACUGUCUCGGCUGUGUAUUUGCAGGUGACAGCAGGGGAUCAGGUGGUUGUUUUUCUGCAGGUUGAGUUCUAGUUCAAAGUGUCUUGUUUGCUAGAAUGUAACAGAAAAUGAAAGACCUGCCGGCCAGACUGGUGCGCGAGGUGUGAAUGACGAAUGACACGAGCGAGCAACAGUGUUAGAAGUAUCGCCCGGAGCUGUGGCCGCUGUGCUGAUAACUAAGUGUUAACACGGGACGCUGUUUCUAUCAGAAAAAAGCUAGAAAUGUCAGGUGACGAUGCACAUAAUAUCUUUUUAUUCAAGAUCUCUCGUCUUCAUGUUGCAUCUGUUGCAUCUUUAACUGAAGCUAUCCCUAUUUGGAUAUAGAACAAUUGAAUUAUAUACAUAUUAGCAAAGUGCUUAUAAUGAUGUGUUCUAUCAGCACACUCUGGUGUGAUAAUAUCGUGUAUAAUUACUUUCCAACCUGCUGUUUAUUUCCAUCCAAAACGACUUCAAAAGCACAGACAGGAGAGAGAUGUAAUCUGCAUGCCCAUGGGGGGUCUGCACCCACAUGGCCGAGUCUCUCUAGCUGAGAUAAAAAAAAUGUUCCUCCAUCUGUGGAUUCAUGAAACGCUCUGAUGAAAGACUGGAACAGCGGGUCCCAGCCGAAUGUUUUUGAAUUAGUCAACUUUUGUGUCUAAUCUUUAACUCUUUUGUACGCCUGGGGUUUUUAAGUUUAAAGGCUGAUGAGUAACACGUCCUGGAACUGCCUCAACACAAUGCCAUCCAAAUAAAAGGAUUGGAGAACUAUUGUUUCAGCACUUGUUUUGCUUCCAAACAGUGAUGUUGUUACUCUUCCUUGUGAAGUGUUUGAAGUGCUCGGUCUACAGAGAAGCAGAACAAUGUUUUAUUUAGAUUGAAAGUGAAAUCUGUUUGUGUGUUACAGGAUCUGGCUCGCUGCACUGCUAUGACUCUGAGCUGCUGAAGAUUUUGCUUUAAAAAAAAAAAUUUCUCCAUCCUUCUCGAAGCCUUCUUGAUUUCACAAUGGGUUCCCGCAGCCAAGGCUUCUUCCACCACCACCACCAUCGUAGCUCCAUGGUGCCCACUCUGGUGCCGCGGCUCCUGUCUGAGAACGGCAGCCUGUUGGGGAGCAUCGCCCAGAUCACCCCCAACCUCUUCCUCAGCAGAGGGAACGUAGCGUCCAACCGCAGCCUGCUGCUGUCCAAAGGCAUCACCUGUGUGGUCAACGCCACCAUCGAGCUCCCCAACUUCAACUGGCCUCACAUGGAGUAUGUAAAGGUCCCUCUGGCCGAUAUGCCCCACUCCCCCCUCUCGUUGUACUUCGACAGCGUGGCUGAUAAGAUCCACAGCGUGGGACGAAAGCGAGGGGCGGUGCUGGUGCACUGUGCGGCGGGGGUGAGCCGCUCCGCCUCUCUGUGUCUGGCGUACCUCAUGAAGUAUCACCGUGUCUCUCUGGCCGAGGCCCACGCCUGGGUCAAAGCCCGCCGCCCCGUCAUAAGGCCCAACGGCGGCUUCUGGCGCCAACUCAUCGAGUACGAGAGGAAGCUGUUUGGUAGAAACUCCGUAAAGAUGGUGCAGACGCCCUACGGGGUCAUACCUGAUGUUUAUGAGAGGGACCGCAGGAGCCUGGCUCCGUACUGGGGCCUGUGAGAUCCACAGUGUGGAGAACGAGGAGGAAGUGAAGUUGAGCCCUUUGGCCCUCCUGAUCGGCAGCUUCAUGUGUGUUCAGGACCGGCUAAGUGAGACGUGUGUAAGCGUACAUCUGUUUAAGGCUUAUUUAAAGAAUUCUGGUGGCCUUGGGAUGGAGGGACUUUUUAACCAAACACUGAUGGUUGAGGCUGUUCCAACCAGUCACCUCGAUGUAGUCUUUGGGCAGGAACAAUGUGACUCUUGAUCAGUACCACAACAAUGUCAGCGUGGAUAUCGGUGCUGUCUAUCUCCUGGUCCUUCUUUUUAGUUCCACUGUAGGAUGAGCCCUCGGUGAAGCUGUUCUCUGAGCUCUGCAGCUCUGACAGUGAAGUGACGAAGUCCUGUUCCUGGCGUAAUGAUGUCAUGUGUGGUGGUGUUGUCCCAGUUCUGCAGUACUCUUUAGUGUGAAGGGCAGCAGCAUUCUCUCAAUGUAUGGUAGCAUUUAUUUAACGUGUACAGAAAAAAUAUUGACAAAUGAUUUGAUUAGAAUAUAAUGACUGUGAGGAACAAAAAGCAUUCUUUAACUGAAUAUUUAAAGAUGUUAUUAUACCUGCCUUUUUUAAAGGUGAAUAUCUAGAAGUCAAAGGUUAGGUCCUGUGUACCACAGGGUUGACUGUUCCAUCCUGUGAACACACUAUGUUAUUGUAGUGCUUUUUGAUGCUGUUUAAAAAAUAAUAAUAUAUAUAUAUAUAUGCCGCCUCUAGGGGAACUGGUAGCUCUAUGAUAGAUGCUUUGAAGAUUAUUUUUCAUCCCACCGCUUUUGCCGAGGGAUGUCAGAAGCUGAAGGUCCUAAAUCUGCUGUUGGUUGACAUUUUUACUUUGCUGCAUGUCCCGUUCCAAAAUCCAUAAUUACUGUGCACUUUAAAAAAAUGAAUACUGCAUUAAAUCACAUUACACCCUGUUAUCAAGACUUAAACCAAUAUUAUCACAAAAAAAGUAAAAGAUGCAGUGAUUCAUGCUUGAUGUUACAUUAUCUUCCUGUUUGAGUGGCAAAUUCUGUAUCAAACAUAUUGUGUAAAAGAUAUGUAAAGCCGAGUUUUAUGUAUUUUAAAUCCAGCAUUGUGUACAUCAAUGUUUAUGUGAUAGCAGUCUUAUUUUUCCCCGCUUCUGUUGGUGCUUUGCUGCGUCUUGUGGCACAUUACCGCCACCAGUAGAUCAGUUGGAAAACACUAAACCUUAUGCAGGAUUGUGUUUCAUGUUGCUUGUGAAAGAAACUAAAUACUAGUAAUAUUCACAGUUAAGCUAUAAUUGAAGAAGUAAAACAUUGCACAUUUGGAAAAUAACCAAAAAGCACAAACCAACCAAAUAAAUAUGACUCUAAACAACAGCCACUUAUUUGUUUACCAGUAGCAUAUUAAAAUGUAUCCUAGCUGCCAGAUUUAGCUCUUCACAAAAACCAAACAAGGACUACUUUUUCUGUAUGUGUGUGGUCCAGAGCAAAUUCACACGCUUCAGAUAAUGCAAUGCUACGUGAAGUGGUUGAUGUGACACAUUUAAAAUGACCUCUUAAAGUUGUCUGUUUUUAACAGUCCAAAAGAUAUAAGAGAACAUGUAGCAAUUUAUGACGUUUUAGAAGCUGAAACAAGCGAUAAAUGAUUAUAUGAUUGUUUAAAAUCAUGAAUUUAUUUUCUUUCUGUUGCACUAAUCUCACAUCCUUUUAUCACAUGACUAUGACAUAUAUGACUGUAUGGGGUUAGGGUUGUAUGGUAAUUAACCAUGACUCUUACCUAUACUGCAGUAAAACAUCACUGUUGGGUGUGGUCAUCUCACAUAACGCAGCAGUAAUGUUGACAUUUUCAGAAACAGAGAGAUCAGUGCAACAAUGUUUUUUUUAACAAUGCCAUAAUGUAUUACGUGUCAUAUUACAAUAUUAAAAAAAACAAGUUUAGGGGUGAUUAAGUAGGAUACAGAUGAUCUGUAAUCUGUCUAAUGUUUUCUUUCCCCAAGAUAGUCGUAUUAAAAUACUAAGAACAAAA
Messenger RNA from Gymnodraco acuticeps, 4227 nucleotides. It is a transcript of the gene dusp14, whose product is annotated as dual specificity phosphatase 14. The record is from RefSeq and is a predicted model, not a curated record. Bases 1586 to 2212 code for a protein of 208 amino acids. Gene Ontology annotation, molecular function: MAP kinase tyrosine/serine/threonine phosphatase activity. The transcript has 2 exons. Gene Ontology annotation, cellular component: cytoplasm. Gene Ontology annotation, biological process: protein dephosphorylation. NCBI's taxonomy places the organism in Eukaryota, Metazoa, Chordata, Actinopteri, Perciformes, Bathydraconidae.